Molecule: messenger RNA, 912 nt
Organism: Lolium perenne
Lineage: Eukaryota; Viridiplantae; Streptophyta; Magnoliopsida; Poales; Poaceae
Product: alpha-amylase/trypsin inhibitor-like
Source: RefSeq, a predicted model, not a curated record
GAGAACAUCAAGAGCAAUGGAAUCAUCCAUGGCGCCCUCUCGUGUCCUCCAUGUGCUGGCGCUCCUCAUCCUCACAGUCGCCAUCGCCAGUGAUGCUGCCACCAUCACCGUCGUGAACAAAUGCUCCUACACGGUGUGGCCAGGCGCGCUUCCGGGCGGCGGCGUGCGCCUCGACCCGGGCAGGUCAUGGACGCUCAACAUGCCGGCCGGCACCGCGGCCGCCAGGGUGUGGCCGCGCACCGGGUGCAGCUUUGACGGCAGCGGCCGCGGCCACUGCAUCACGGGCGACUGCGCCGGUGCGCUGGUGUGCCGUGUCUCCGGCGAGCAGCCCGCCACGCUGGCCGAGUACACCCUGGGGCAGGGCGGAGGGCGGGACUUCUUCGACCUCUCCGUCGUCGACGGGUUCAACGUGCCCAUGAACUUCCAGCCGGUCGGUGGAGCGUCGUGUCGGGGCGCGAGCUGCGCCGCGGACAUCACGAAGCAGUGCCCGCCGGAGCUGCAGGUGGCGGAAGGGUGCGCGAGCGCGUGCGGCAAGUUCGGCGGCGACACCUACUGCUGCAGGGGCCAGUUCACCGACCACUGCCCGGCGACCAACUACUCGAGGUUCUUCAAGGGGAAAUGCCCCGACGCUUACAGCUACGCCAAGGAUGACCAGACCAGCACCUUCACCUGCCCCGCCGGAACAAACUACCAGAUCGUCCUCUGCCCGUAGAUGGAUCAUGAUGAGACCCCAGCCGUACGGGUACGGCCGUUAUAUCGAUCAAUAUACGUAUGAGUAAGUACUACUCGAUGUAGUCUUGUACAACUACUCGUGAGCAUGCAUCGAUCCUUUGUAUGUGGUAUGCCACACAUGUAUGCAAGGCUGGUGCGUGUAUAUAUAUCCACCCAAUGAAAUAAAUGUAUAAUUACGUA